AUGAAAGUACCAACGAAACUUAUUGCUAACAUUCCCAAAUUGUGUGAAACCAGAUGGUCAGAAAAGUAUAAAAGCGUUCUUGUUUUUAAGGAACACUUUGUUGAAAUAAUUGACGCACUAGAUACAUUAGCCGAGGAGGGAAAUGCAGCCACAAGAAAAAGUGCAUACCAAAUGCACGCAGUGGCAUGCAGAUCUCAGUUUAUUGCGCCUGUAACAUUAAAUAUACUUCAAAAGAAGACACUUGAUAUAGUCAAAGCCAACCAGCACAUUAAAACUAUUCUUCAAAUGUUAAAAGAUCAUCGGGAAAAAGCAAAGAACGUAACAGCCGAAGUUUUAAGAGAAGCAAGCGACAUAGCGAAGUCCCUGAAUGUUGAUAUAACCAUCGCUCGUAUUGCUGGCCGACAAAAGCACAUAAGCCAAAAUGCAAGUGAAUUUUGGAAAAGAUCUCUUAUAAUUCCUUACUUAGAUUCAAUCAUUGUAUCUCUGCAAGUACGAUUUUCCGCAGACAAAUCGCCUGCAUUUUCAUUGACCCAUUUUCAUCCGGAUAACAUGAAAAAUGUUUUAUUGGAAGAAUGGAAAGAAAGAACUUCACCUUGUUUAAGUUUUUACAAUUUGGAAGGCUUCAAUGGGGAAGGUUAA
Messenger RNA from Brassicogethes aeneus, 639 nucleotides. The record is from the annotation of a GenBank genome assembly. NCBI's taxonomy places the organism in Eukaryota, Metazoa, Arthropoda, Insecta, Coleoptera, Nitidulidae.